AGUCUUUCCUUCUUGUUGUCUCGCUAAAGCCAACAUGGCGGCUCCUCUGGAGGUGGUAAUCAGCAGCGAUUCGGGCUCCCAGCUCUGGAACUGCACCGUCUUCGACCUCCACAGCGGCUCCAGCCUGCUCUCCUACCGGGGAGGCAACUCUGCGGCCCGGAGCCUCGCCGUCCUGCGGGGGGAGUUUCUGCUCAGCGCGCAGCUGGGGAAGAACUUCAUCAAUGUGUGGGAGAUCCAGAGGAAGGACCAGCUGCAGCAGAAGAUCGUCUGCCCAGGUGUGGUCACCUGUCUCACCGCCUCACCUGACGGGGCUUUCCUCGCUGCAGGAGUCGCCGAGGCGGUCUACCUGUGGGAGGUGUGCACAGGUAAGCUGCUGGCGGUGCUCAGUCGACACUAUCAGGACGUCACGUGUCUGAAGUUCACCGACGACAGCAGCCAUUUUGUUUCUGCGGGCAAAGACAACCUGGCGCUGGUGUGGAACGUGUGCAGUGUGGUCCAGAUGGAUUUAAGCCACUCCCCCGAACCACGCCACGUCCUGUCCCGCCAUUCUCUGCCAAUCACAGACCUGCACUGUGGUCACAUGGGAGCUCAGGCCAGAGUUGCCACGUCGUCGCUCGACCAGACCGCAAAGGUGUGGGAGCUCUCCUCAGGUGAGCUGCUGCUGUCCGUACUCUUUGACGUGGAGAUCAUGUCGGUAACCUUUGACCCCUCAGAGUACUUCCUGUUCUGUGGAGGACGUGACGGGAACAUUUUUCAGGUGUCUCUCUGCAGCCAGAGUCUGAACCGGGAGAAGUCGUUCCAGUCGGACAGCGAGGGAAACCAGGUGUUCAAGGGCCACAGGAGCCUGGUCACAUGCCUCUCCUUGUCCAUGGACGGAACUCUGCUGCUGUCCGGGUCGCAGGACGAGACGGCCCGCCUCUGGGACGUCCAGAGCCGGCAGAGCGUCCGCUGCCUCGCACACAAAGGUCCUGUGACCAACGCCGUCAUCAUGGCCGUCUCAGCUAACAUGUUCCUGCCGGACAGUCGGCCCGCCGUCCCGCUGCCGCGCUUCAGCCGACACCUGCAGGCCCCCGAGGGCCCCGACGCCGAGGGGGGCGGGGCCUGGGUCCGCCCCGCCCUCCAUGCACAGGAGGAGGAGGAGUCGUACCUGCAGAAGGCCGACAGGUUGUACUCCCUGAUGCACGCCAUGAGCGACAAGGCGCUCUGCGGUGACAGUGAGAACUCGGCGCUGCGAGUCGCUGAGCUGGAGGAGGAAGUCCAGACGCUGAAGAAGGUCAACAAAGAUCUGUUUGAGUUUUCAUCUCAGCUGCUCACCAAGCCCACAUGAUCACUUCCUGUCCUACAAAAUAAAAGCCCUGUUUUGUAUCAGC
This is a messenger RNA of Xiphophorus hellerii (green swordtail), 1370 nucleotides long. RefSeq names its product WD repeat domain 18 (gene wdr18). The record is from RefSeq and is a predicted model, not a curated record. Gene Ontology annotation, molecular function: protein binding. The coding region runs from base 35 to 1327 and encodes 430 amino acids. The transcript is spliced from 10 exons. Gene Ontology annotation, biological process: rRNA processing; DNA-templated DNA replication. NCBI's taxonomy places the organism in Eukaryota, Metazoa, Chordata, Actinopteri, Cyprinodontiformes, Poeciliidae. Gene Ontology annotation, cellular component: rixosome complex; nuclear pre-replicative complex.